Molecule: messenger RNA, 2676 nt
Organism: Zingiber officinale
Lineage: Eukaryota; Viridiplantae; Streptophyta; Magnoliopsida; Zingiberales; Zingiberaceae
Product: L-type lectin-domain containing receptor kinase IX.1-like
Exons: 1
Coding region: 18-2024 (668 amino acids)
Biological process (GO): protein phosphorylation
Cellular component (GO): plasma membrane
Molecular function (GO): protein kinase activity; carbohydrate binding; ATP binding
Source: RefSeq, a predicted model, not a curated record
CUGACAAUCUACCAGCCAUGGCGCAGAUGGACAUCGGAGCUUUCUGUGUUCUCCUUUGCUUGUCGAUCUCACUGCCCCUUCUGGCGAACUCCCUCUUCUUCAACUUCACCGAUUUCAGUCGAGCAGCUUCCAAUUCACAGCUCUUACUGCAGUACGAAGCAAGAAAGAACGGCGCCAGCAUCAACCUCACUAGGGAUCCCAUGCAAUACGCCACCGGAAGAGUGGAGUACGCAGAGGAACUGCUUCUGUGGGACGCCGGCACCGGCGAGCUCACCGACUUCAUCACCAGCUUCUCCUUCGUCAUCGACUCGUUCAACAAGUCGGAGUUCGGCGACGGCCUCGCCUUCUUCCUGUCGUCGGGGGAGACCGAGCUCAACUACGCCCGGGGCGGCUUCCUCGGCAUCUUCAGCAACAGCUCCUUCUCCGACUCCCCCGCCGGCACGGUGGCGGUGGAGUUCGACACCUUCAGCAACGACUGGGACCCGAAGGGCGUCCAUCUCGGGAUCGACGUCGACAACAUCACCUCCGCGGUGACCACGCCGUGGAACGUCGACAUCAGGGGCGGCAAGCCGGCGACGGCGUGGGUGAGUUAUGAUUCGAAAGCACGCAACUUGAGCGUCCUGGUGAACUACGAACCGGAUCCGGAGUCCGGCCUCCGGUCCGCCACCUCUGCCGCCCUAUCCUUCGUCGUGGACCUGCGAAAGGUCCUUCCGGAGAAGGUGACGAUGGGGUUCUCCGCGACCACCGGUAACUUGACCGAGGCGCACACCCUCCUUUCUUGGUCAUUCAACUCGACCUUGGAAGAAAGAGGGGCUAGAAAGACACCGGCGGUUGCAGUCGCCUUCGGUGUGGCCUCCGGAAUGAUUGCGUUCGUGGCGGUUGCUGCGGGGUUCAUUUGGUGCCUGAUUCUGAAGGGGAAGCCCCCUGUUAGCGAUGUGGCGGAGGAUGACGACGACGACGCCAUAGACGACCAAUUUGAGAGAGAAAGGGGGCCGAAGAGAUUCCCUUACCAAGAACUCGCCUCGGCGACUAGGGAUUUCGCAGUAGAGGGCAAACUCGGGGAAGGUGGAUUCGGAUCGGUGUACAAAGGCAGAUUAAACGGGGUGGAUGUGGCAAUCAAGAGGGUGUCCAAAGAUGGCAAACAGGGGAAGAAGGAGUACAUCUCCGAGGUCACCAUCAUCAGCCGCCUCCGCCACCGCAACCUGGUGCAGCUCCUCGGCUGGUGCCACGACCGCGGCGAGUUCCUCCUCGUCUACGAGUUCAUGCCCAACGGCAGCCUCGACUCGCACCUCUACUGUUCGACGAAAUGCCUGCGGUGGCCGACGCGGCACAAGGCGGCGAUAGGGCUGGCGUCGGCGCUCUUCUACCUCCACCAUGAAUGCGAUCCGGGGGUAGUGCACCGCGACGUGAAGCCCAGCAACGUCAUGCUCGACUCCGCCUUCAACGCCAAGCUCGGCGACUUCGGGCUCGCCAGGCUGGUCGCCGACGACGGCCGAGGUCCGCAGACGACGAUGCCGGCGGGGACGUUGCCCUACAUGGCCCCCGAGUACUACCACUACGGCAAGGCCAGUAAAGAAACCGAUGUGUACAGCUUCGGGAUCGUGGCGCUGGAGAUCGCCUGCGGGCGGCGGCCGGUGAUGGAUGACACGCUGCUGGUGGAGUGGGUGUGGGAUCUGUACGGAAAAGGAGCGAUCUUGGAGGCGGCGGACGAGAGGCUCGCUGGCGACUUCGAUCGGAAGGAAAUGGAGUGCUUGAUGGUGGUGGGAUUGUGGUGCGCGUAUCCCGAUUGCAAGCUCCGCCCGACGAUCCAGCAGGCGAUCAACGUGCUGUCGAUGGAGAAGGAAAUUCCAAGACUGCCGCCGGCGAGGCCGCAUCCGAUCUAUUACCAGCCGUCGUUCGAUACGCUGGCCGCCAUGUCCGGGACCUUUUUGAGCUCGACGACUGGAACUCGAAGCAGUACGGCUUCUGCUUCUUUGGCAUGCUCUAUGAUCAAUAUCCCUGCCAUUGACAACACCACAAGCUGAUCCAUGCAACGAGAUUCGUGAAUUGAUUUUUUUUAUUAUCUAGCAUCAACACCUAGUCCUUCGUGCCCGAAGAAUGAGCCAUCGGUGAGGUACGUUUGAUGUUGACCAUGUUGACGAAAGCCGAGGGAAGAUUGAUCGUCGGAAAAGCUAGCAGAGAUGGAAAAAGAUAUAGAACAGAGGUCAGAAGGUGCUCGGGCUUAACCAUCCCGAUGUUCAAAUUAAAUCUCCGGUAGACGAGGGCAGGGCCGGCUUUGGAGAAGGAUGGUAUUGGACGAUGACCUGAGCUCAUAAUUUGAAUGGGUCUAAAAUUUUUCUUUUUAGUAUUAUAUAUUAUAAGUAUGUAUAGGAUCUUAAAUAGUUGAGUUAAUUCAUAUUACAAAAUUUUUUGAUAUUAUUUUUUAUUUUUAUCUUUUUAACAUAUAAUUAGGGCCUUAAAUGAUUACGGCCUAAAUUUAUUUUAAUUUUUUUUUUUCCAUCCCGGACCUAGAAGGAUCGGAGCUGGACGAGGGGAGGUGGAAAUAAAACAGUAAUAAGAAGAUGCGGUGGUGUUUUAAGUGUGCAUGUGUGUGCAUAUGUCCCCAUGUAAACAGACUCUUUUUAUAUAUAAAAAAAAAUGAUCCGUCUUUCCUAAUGAAUGAGAUGUUAUGUCUAA